Messenger RNA from Benincasa hispida (wax gourd), 2070 nucleotides. RefSeq names its product Pseudouridine synthase family protein. Gene Ontology annotation, molecular function: RNA binding; pseudouridine synthase activity. Lineage: Eukaryota; Viridiplantae; Streptophyta; Magnoliopsida; Cucurbitales; Cucurbitaceae. Gene Ontology annotation, biological process: enzyme-directed rRNA pseudouridine synthesis. The record is from RefSeq and is a predicted model, not a curated record.
AUUCUUCUUCACGCCGUCUACUCCUCCGUGUCAGCAACUCAGUGUCGCCGUCUCCUCUCCCCCUUCCACUGCCACCGCCGCAGCCUCCCGCUAGCGGUUUUGCACUGAUUUUCUACUCCAUUAUUGGUUCUGAAAUUGAGACAGAAGGGUACGACGAGGAUGAAGGAAUAAAUUUGGCACAAAAAGUUUUCCCUUACUUUGAUAUAGAUAGAUAAAGUGAGAAAAAGAAAAAGAAAAAGAAAAAGAAAAGAAAAAGUUGGACAAAGGGGGAGGGGAGUGAGCUCUGAAGUUGCAUCUUCUUCCAUCACGAGUGAAACUGGAGGUGGGCUGCUAGCAUCUUCUUCGUUGGGAUGCUCUCAAUCUCUGAGCAUCCACGGAGUGAACCUAUUUGCUUUGUAGGCAUUUUCAGAAACUGCAUGGGGAGGGGUGCAUUUCUAUUUUGUAGCCAUCAGGGGCUGUUUUGCUUGAAAGGUUACAGGAUUAUGUGGCAGAACAUACGACAUCUUUUACUAGCAACCCGAUACUACUCUAGAAUUUCUCCUCCACCACCUUCCUAUGCCAAGCCUGUCAUUAGAGUUUCAAACAACAUAGCACAAUUGGGUAGUCCUAAAGAAGGCCCAAAGCCCCGGCAGCUCCUAUCGCUGCCCCCAUUUCCUGGUCACCCUUUGCCUGGGAAGAAUCAGAUUGGUGUCUCUGGGGAGUCAACUCAUGUCACUGCCAUAAGAUGGGUGAAGCAUUAUUUUGAUGAAAUUGAAGAUUCUGUCAUUCAGUCCCAUUUCAGAAAAGGUCUUGUCCAGGUGGAAUGCCACAAUGGAGGCUUGGAUGUAAAAGGAAAUUCGAAACCUAUGAGAAAGAUUAGGAGUAGUGAGAUUGUGGAAACUGGGGCACGCAUCCAUAUACCUGUAUCAGUUGCAGAGUUGAAGGUUUCUAGGAGAUUUGACACUAUUCCAAGUGGCACAUUGUACCCAAACGCUGAUGAAAUCAAGUACUUGCAAAGGCUUGUCAAGUACAAGGAUUCUGCUAUUAUCGUAUUAAAUAAACCCCCCAAACUACCAGUCAAGGGGAAUCUUCCAGUUCAUAAUAGUAUGGAUGCAUUGGCGGCUGCAGCAUUAUCUUAUGACUACGAUGAUGGACCCAAGUUGGUUCACCGUUUGGAUAGAGAGAGCAGCGGGAUUCUCUUGAUGGGGAGAACAAAGGAAAGUGUAGCCCAUUUGCAAUGGCUAUUUAGCAAUAUAAGAAAUGCAAGAUCUGCAUGUAAGGCUUGGGACGAGGCAUGUAAUGCAACAUAUCAAAAGUAUUGGGCAUUAGUAAUUGGCUGUCCCAGAGAAAGAGAAGGCUUAAUCUCUGCUCCUCUAUCAAAGGUGCUUCUUGACGAUGGAAAGACCGAGAGGGUUGUCUUGGCAAACAAAACAUCCUUGGAAGCUUCUCAGGAGGCAAUCACUGAAUAUCGUGUUCUUGGUCCCACAAUAAAUGGUUGUUCAUGGAUUGAACUUUGUCCACAUACUAGCCGAAAGCAUCAGCUACGGAUCCAUUGUGCUGAAGCUCUGGGCACGCCCAUUGUUGGUGACUAUAAAUACGGUUGGUUUGUACAUCGGACGUGGAAACAAAUGCCCCGGGUUGACGUUGAGCCAAUAAGUGGGAAGCCGUACAAGUUGCGCAGGCCAGCAGGGUUGGAUGUGCAGAAGGGGAGUGUAUUAUCCAAGGUGCCCUUAUUACAUCUUCACUGCAGAGAGCUUGUUCUUCCCAAUUUUGCUAAGUUCGUUCAUGUUUUGGAUGAUAAAAGGCCGAUCAGCCACCACCCGGUAUCCAGCUUGAACUCUGAUCUCUUACGUUUUGUAGCAAGAAUGCCUUCCCAUAUGAGAAUCAGCUGGAAUUUGAUGUCUUCCUAUUUAGUAUGAGUAACUUGAGUUUUCAUAAGUUGAUUUAGGGAGAUAAACAUGAUUGUAAUAGGAGCAUUUUUUUUUCUUUUUUUUUUUUAAAAAAAAUAUAUAUAUGUGGGUUGGGAAAACCAGGAGAAAUCAAUUCUCUGAUUUAGAGAUGGAUAGUACAAAUAUUAUGUCAAUUGAGUUA